Molecule: messenger RNA, 1840 nt
Organism: Grus americana (Whooping crane)
Lineage: Eukaryota; Metazoa; Chordata; Aves; Gruiformes; Gruidae
Gene: DNASE2B
Product: deoxyribonuclease 2 beta
Exons: 6
Coding region: 90-1178 (362 amino acids)
Biological process (GO): apoptotic DNA fragmentation
Molecular function (GO): deoxyribonuclease II activity
Source: RefSeq, a predicted model, not a curated record
CUCGUACAGCAGCAGCUGACGGCUAACGCAACACAACUUCUCCUUUUAGAGCCUACUCAGUGCUCGCCCUGUGCAGCUGAGAAACCAAAAUGCCUGCGGGAUCUGCAUGGUGUCAGCCUGCUUUGUUAUUGCUUCUCUCCUCCGCGCCGCUGUGGGCAGCUGAGAUUUCCUGCAGGAACGAAGAUGGGGAGGCAGUCGAUUGGUUUGCUCUUUACAAGUUGCCGAAACACGCCAAAGGAGAGAUUCCCGUGCUGGGGCUGGAAUACAUGUACAUGGAUGCCCUGGCUCCGCAGUGGCAGCUCGGUAAAUACCUCAUCAACAUGACACAGGGUGCUCUGGGACAAACGCUGGAGCAGCUGUACGAGAUGUACGAAUCCGAGAGGAACAGCAUUGCAUAUGCAAUAUACAACGACGAGGUCCCUGAAUCAGACACUGGCGGGUGGAAAAGAGGACACACCAAAGGAUUUCUGCUCUUGAACAAAUCACAGGGCUUCUGGGUGAUUCACAGCGUGCCCCUGUUCCCUCCCAUCCCUGAGGCUGGUUAUGGGUAUCCAGCGACUGGGGAGUCCUACGGACAGACGGCCAUCUGUAUAACCUUCAAAUAUGACCAGUUUACAGAAAUAGACCAACAGAUGCUGAGUUAUAAUCCAGGAAUCUACAGCUGCUCCAUCCCUAGCAUCUUCCAGGCUGACCUCCCCAACCUGCAGAAGCUCUGCGCAGGGUCCAGGCUGCCCUUGGUCCCCUUGCGCCACCUCUCCAAGCUCCAGUCAGCGCACGGGGAAGCCUUUCUCCACUUUGCAAAGUCACACUUGUUCAUAGAUGAUAUCUACGUGGCCUGGAUGGCUCAGGAACUGAAGACCGAUUUGUUGGCUGAAUCCUGGCAGCAUUCCGGCCAAAAACUUCCCUCAAAUUGCUCUCUCGACUACCACGUCUACAACAUAAACCUAAUAGGGACGCCGUUUAAUUCCACCUUUUAUUCCAUUAACGAUCAUUCCAAAUGGGCUGUUUCAAGGGAAUACAAAGAUCAGUGGACCUGCAUCGGAGACUUAAACCGCGCUGCCGAGCAAGCCUGGAGAAGCGGUGGGUUCAUCUGCACGCAGAACGAACACAUCUACAGCGCCUUCAGGCGUUUGAUAACCCACUACAGCAGUUGCACUGAAGCUUCCACCAGGAUCUAAGGCACGAUUCCUCCCAAACGGCACCGCCCCUCGUUACACAGAAAGCGUAGGAAACGUCUCCCUUAAAUAUUUCGCUCUGAAAACUGGCCCCGUGAGUUGCCAGAUGUGCGGCACCUUCACCUCGUUAGCUAUAAAAGCAGGCGGUUCGCAGGAAAAUCGCGGCCGUUUCUCUCCACGUGCCGGAGCAGCAGGCUCUGCUCGGCUCUCGACCCAGACGCUGCCGCACGAGGCUGCACCAAAGCACAUCGCUGGGAGCGACCGCGCACCGGCGUCCCCGGGGGACCUUGGGAGCGACGCUGGACACGGGCCGGGAGGAACAACAGAGCUAGGGGCUGGGCAGCUAGCAAGAGAAAAGUGCCCCCAGACGCUUCAAAAUCGCCCCGUGUUGCAGGCGCUGUCGAGAUCGGGCACAGCGUUUCUGCUCAGUUUGGGGCGAAUCUCUUAAAGAGCUGACGUAACUGGAUACAGCCAGGGAGACGAGCAGGUCUGUGGGCAGGAAGGCUUCAUUUUUACCUGAUUAAUAUUUAGAGAAGCAAUGAGCCUUAAAUAAUUUGUAACCAAUAGCUUGGGAGUAUUUCUAGUGCUUUUAUUCCUGUACAGCAAUCUUAUAAACAAAUAAACAUGUCUAAAAUAUGAAUAAGCAAAAUAAAUUAAGAGCAAAA